CUCUUGAUAAAGCAUGGAAAUCCGCUGAGUCCGACUGAGACCUGAAGGAGGGGGCGGGGCUAAAUCCCCAACGGACGUCUUCGCCCGUGCGCUCGCGAGGGCCGUCUCUCUGUUCUGGUUGGUGCAGAGGGGAGGAGGGGUGUAUCCUGCGGUGCGCGCGCAAGGCAGGUCCCGCGGGCUGGCUGGGUCGGCGCCUGGUGUGACCGGAAAGAAACUACAAUCAAUUAACCGCCUUAAAAGUUACUGUAAAACAGAACAAUGGAGAAUAAAAGGAAACGAGCCAGAGUUCAGGGUGGUUGGGCUGGCUCAAUUCAUAACAGAGGAGCUUCUUGUGCAGCUUCUGGAGUUUCCAAUGCUAGGAAUGAAGAUUUGGCAAACACUACUCAUUACCGGGUGAGAAGAGACAAAAAGCUUCCAUCUGAAAAGCAAUUUGUAUUUAAAGCACCAGAAGAGGUGGUGCGCAAAGCCCCGGAGCCCAAAAUAUUAGAGAAACAGGGCCUGUAUGAGAUCAGCACAAUGCCAUCAGGAGUGUCUCGAAUUCAUCUAAUUCCUGGCUUUAUGGACUUAAUGGAAGCAGACUGGAUGUUUGAACAACUUCUCCAAGAAAUUCCCUGGGGGCAGAGAACACAUGUCAGACAAGAUCAAUCUUACGAUGAACCCAGACUCACAGCAUGGUAUGGUGAACUUCCGUAUACUUAUUCCAAGCUUACCAUGCAGGCAAAUCAUCAUUGGCAUCCACUACUGACCAUGCUGAAGGAUCGCAUUGAAGAUUUCACUAAAAACACUUUCAACUCUCUGCUCUGCAACUUGUAUCGGAAUGAAAAGGACAGUGUUGAUUGGCAUAGUGAUGAUGAGCCUGCCCUGGGACGAAACCCUGUCAUUGCAUCCCUCAGCUUCGGUGCCACCCGCACAUUUGAAAUGAGGAAGAAGCCUUUGCCUGAGGAGAACAAUGAUUAUACAUAUGUGCAAAGAGUGCAUAUACCCCUAGAUCAUGGGACUUUGCUAAUAAUGGAAGGAGCAACUCAAGAAGACUGGCAGCAUCGUGUGCCUAAGGAAUAUCACUCCAGGGAACCACGUAUAAACCUGACAUUUAGAACAAUGUACCCGGACCCUGAAGUUUUGCACCCAUGACUAAAAUAUCUUUGGUCCUCUACUCUUACUACUGAGUCCAGAGACUAAUGUUGAUUUAGGUGGAAGAGUGCAAAUGGGUUUGGUGGUUUGUUGCCAGCGAUUAAGAGAGGGAAGAAAGACAUGACUAUAAUGAGAGUUUGUCGCUGUUGCAGGUUUCCUCUGGUGAAUGGUAUCAUUUUCUAGGGCUAUUUGCUAAUGCUUGCUGAUGAAACAACAUGUGCAUUAAUUUGGGUGGGACUGUUUUAAUUUGAGGAGUUGCUAAUCUGCUAAUGCCACAUUAGGUUUUGGCAGGGCAGUUGAGAGCAUUUUCUUAACAGAGGAAAAUGACUGCCUUCUUUUCAUUUCUUUUUCGUACUGUGCUACAUAUAUUGCAUUUAUCUUUUUGAUAUGAUUUUCUUGGUUGACGGUGUGACGACGGGGCAUAAUCAGUGUGCAACCUGUGGUACUGCUAGUAUUGCUCAUGGUAUUCGUCUUGGCUUGGGAUUUUGAAAAUUAAAGUGUUAAUAAGAAGGAGUGUGUUUCACAUAGAGAGCUGCAAGUGUGAAAAAGUGAAACACGGAAUACCAGUAACAGAAACUGUAUCCCCAUCUUCAGAGCCCGCUUACCUUCAUGGGCUUCCUCCAUAGUGGUUGAUGUUGUGUCAUUCUACUAAAUCAAUGUUGAACAUUUUUUUCCAAGCACUGCUUCUUUAUUUGUCAUGAACAGCAGCUGGCUCUUGCUCAGUUUAAAAUAACAUAGGCCACAUACCCAGAUAUGCCUAGAUGUCCCUCCUGGGCAUCUGACCCCUAAAUAGGGUAAAAUCAGUUAACCCAAUUUUACCCUGUCUUAAAAGAAGUUGGGAAAUGAUCUGGAAUGCUUCAGAGUGAGUGUGAACAACUGGACUGGUUCUAAUUUGAACUCGGUCCCACCAUUCAUAGGUGCCAGUGUGGCCAUACGAUCUUCUCUGCGUUCUGCUUGAUGGGGGAGGGGUGAUGCCACUUAACUUUCAGGUCGUUUAUCACCACAGCAGAGCCCAAGGAUCUCUGAAGGGCUUUUAUUGUCAUGCACCUUUGUCAAUGUCAGCUAAGGUGCUUGCACACCUUGGAGAGAAAAAGGAGAUCACCCUCUCCCCCACCCCCUCCAUGUUGCUUUCUGGAGCUCCACAGUCCCUGUGGUGGCAAUAACUGGCAGAAAAGAAUAGAGCAGUAGUUCUCAACCAUCCUAAUGCCCCAACCCCUUAAUACAGUUCCUCAUGUUGUGGUGAGCCCCAACCAUAACAUUAGUUUUGUUGCUGCUUCAUAACUAGUUUUGCUACUGUUAUGAGUCAUAAUGUAAAUAUCUAAUAUGCAGGAUUUAUUUUCAUUUACUGGAUCAAAUUUGGCACAAAUACCUGAUGCAUCCAAAUUUGAAUACUGGUAGGGUUGCCGGGGAGGGGUUGCUUUUGUCAUUUUGGAGUUGUAGUUGCUGGGAUUUAUAGUUAACCCACAAUCAAAGAGCAUUCUGCUGGAAUUGAACCAGACAUGGCACACAGAACUCCCAUGAUCAUCAGAAAAUACUGUAAGGGUUUGGUGGGCAUUGAUUUUGAGUUUUCAAGUUGUAGUUCACCUACAUCCACAGAGAGCACUGUGGACUUAAACAAUGAUGGAUCUGGACCAAUCUAAGACCAUCAGAAAUAUGUGUUUUCUGAUGGUUUUGGCAACCAACCCUGAAUUUAUGUAUCCAUGUAGAUGUGCUUUUAGUUUUGUCUCAACAUUUGUAAUAAAAUUACUGGGACUUAAUGGGGAUUGUUUCUCCUUUCUUGCUGUGGUCUGAAUCAAGAAGUGGGAAAGGCUUAACACAUGAAGUUAUUUUUAAUAGUUUUUAUUAAAAAAAAUCAUUUGCAUUUAUGUUGAAAGUAGUACAUUCUUAACAAGUUGAUUUUAAUGUGGCAUUUAUAUGUAUGUUACUUUUAAUGAAAAGCUUAGCACAAAUGACAGUUAAAAAUUCAUCAGUGAAUUUACUCUUUCUCGUCUACCCUUGUCUACUUUUGAGUUUGGAGCAAAGGAAACAGCUGUAUGUAUUUUUAAACCUCAUUUCUAACCUACCAACCAAAAGCCCUUCUUGUACUUUCCAUUUUUCCUUCUAAGUGCAUAUCCUUAUCCUUCCUUUUGGAUUAGCUAAUUCCCACGUGAGUCCUAGAGUUAAGAGUUUCCAAAGCCAGCAUUCUGGGAUAAAUUAGGAACUUCCGUGCGGUGUCAGGAUCAUCUGAAUAUGAAGGUCAACUAAACCUUGUAAAUUUACCAAUCUGGACAAACUGAAAAACAGUGCAAAAAUCCAGAACAGCCAAGCUUUUUGUAAAGAACUAAACUAAUGUAAAUUUGUUGGCUGUUCAGCAACGUGACCCAUUAAGUUAAUUAGCAAGUUAUGGAUAAAUAUUAAUACUGAAAUUCCAACCUAAGUCAACCACUUUCAUAAAAUAUAUGUGUGUUAUUGCCUCUUUUUUGCUAGCAAAAUAAUCUAUAUUUUAGCUGAUUGUAAUUUGUUUCUGUUACUUACUUUAAUCAGUUAAACGUGGAAUGGCGAAACAAUACAGUGAGUUAUUAGUGAAUGUUUCCCCUACCCAUCACUUUACUCUACACAAUGCAUACUUCCUGCAUGCUUGCCCCACUAGCAAGGCAUUCCAGUGGCAUAUUUGUUCAGAAUAGAUUCUACACCACCUUUUCAUCUGCGACCAGCCCUUAUCCGUGGAUUCUGCAUUCAUGGGUUAAACCAGUGAUUCCCAAAGUGGGCUCUACUGCCCCCUGGUGGGCACUGUAGCGAUCCAGGGGGGCGGUGAUGGCACCUAUUAGGUCACAGGGGCGGGGCCUCUUCCCAAGUGCCGGAGACAGGGCUGAGCACCUGAGGCACCUGUUAGGAUACAGGAGGCAGAGCUAGAGGAGUGGGCAUGGCUUCUUCCCAAGAGCCUGAGACGGGGCUGAGAAUCUAUCCUGAGAGGGCUUUUAGGACUAAAGGGCGAGACUAAGGGCGGGGGUGGGGCCUCUUCCCAAUAGUGCAAGACAGGGCUGAGCUUCUGUAUACCUCCCCUGAGGCGCUUGUUAGAACACGGGGGUGGGGUAUAGAGGUUCAGCCCUGUCAGGCACUUGGGAAGAGGCCCUGCUGCCUCCUCUAGCCCUGCCCCUUGUGUCCUGGCAAGCGCAGCAGGACAGGGAUAGCUCAGCCCUGCCUCAGAGCUCGUAACUCCGCCCAUCCCAGUCCUGGCCGCCCAUUUGUGGCCCGGCCCACCUCCCCCUCCCAGCCCUGCAUCUUGGACUAGGGGAGAGGCUCAGCCCCACCCUCUUGAGCAGGAGCCACGCCCACUCCUCUAAGCCACGCCCCACUGGGUAAUAUUUUUUCUGGAAAGGGAGCGGUACUCCAAAUAAGUUUGGGAACCACUGGGUUAAACCAUCAAUGGCUUGAAAAAAUGUUUUCAAAUCCAACAAACACUGAUUUUGUCAUUUUAGAUAAGGGACACCAUUUCACUAUGCCAUUAUAUAUAAUGGGACCUGAGCAUCCGUUUUACAUCCAUGAGGAGUCCCAAGAACCAAACCCUAAAAGGGCCCAUUAUAUAUUGUAUCACUGAAGUUUGAAGCAAAGCAUGGAAAAAGAAUAAAACCUAACUUAUUAAUCUACCUCCUUUAUAAUUUCUAUCUUCCCUUGUAUUUUGCAUGGGAAGCAUUUAUGUUCUUAGUUUUCACCACUUAAAUCAUUCAUAUCUUUUUUUUUUUUUUUGAAAUGUGAGUAUGGUACCAUUACGUCCCUUUCUGUUAUCUAAUACCCCUAGCACUCAGUUUGGCCAAGUUACCUGAUUCUUGAGUGCUCAGUGACAAAAAUGCCUAACUGCAUAAAAGAGGUUAAGAAGCCGUAGAAAUGGGUGAGAUGCAGAUUUGGUGGUCCAUGGGUUGACAUGUAGCAUGGUAAUGGUGCAACCCCAAAAUACCUCUUUGUCAAUAAUAAACACAUUUGCCUUUGUCAGUCAAAACUUUUUUUACUUUCAAAGAGAACCUAAUUUGGGAUAUAUGUUUUUGAUUCAACAUUUAAAUCUGCCUUUCUAUAUGGUACAUUUUGUUUGCUUGAAUUUUCUCAAGCUACCUGAUGUUUUCAAAGUUCUGAAGGAAUUGAGUAGCCAAUUCUGUCUAAGUCUUUCCCCUCUCCAUAAUUAAACUAAGUGGGUGUUAUUGUCAUACCUCCAACUGAUUCCUGCCUUGCCUGUUUAAAGGUAAAGAAUGUGCCUGUUCGAUCAGAAUAAAUGUCUCCUGUUCCUUUUGCAUGGAUCACCUUAGAGUUAGAAGCACAAGUGGAUUCUGGAUUCUGGCUUUUGUGUUUACUUUUCUUUCAUGCUUGCAACAUAAACUUUGUGAUAAAAGUUGUCUUGAAGCUCUUA
Messenger RNA from Anolis carolinensis (green anole), 5509 nucleotides. RefSeq names its product alkB homolog 3, alpha-ketoglutarate dependent dioxygenase (gene alkbh3). The transcript has 10 exons. NCBI's taxonomy places the organism in Eukaryota, Metazoa, Chordata, Lepidosauria, Squamata, Anolidae. Gene Ontology annotation, biological process: DNA alkylation repair; DNA repair. Bases 259 to 1131 code for a protein of 290 amino acids. Gene Ontology annotation, molecular function: dioxygenase activity. The record is from RefSeq and is a predicted model, not a curated record. Gene Ontology annotation, cellular component: nucleus.